Molecule: messenger RNA, 1284 nt
Organism: Mesorhabditis belari
Lineage: Eukaryota; Metazoa; Nematoda; Chromadorea; Rhabditida; Rhabditidae
Source: the annotation of a GenBank genome assembly
AUGCCCUUUCAAAUACUUGAUGAAGAUUCUUGCGAUUCUGAAGGGAGUCGCACACGCAAAUCAUUGUCAACGGUUACAGCGUCCUCCGAGUUUACUGGCUCAAUUGUAUCAUUUGCUUCUUUGGAUAGCUCCUAUGAUUUAACUCAACCAUAUCCAAUUCGUUAUCACUUCGACGGUCAAAAUAGCCGCACUGUUGUGGACGUCGGAAGAAACGUCUAUUGUGAACUGUUUCGUUUGGAACACAUUCUUCAGCAAGACAAAUGGGCGGCGAAGUCUAAGAAAUUUGACAUCAUUAUUGAAGAUCGCCAAACUAAUCUUGGGGAGAUUCGGCACUCACUUCAUACGCUUGGCGAGUUGCUUCAUGUUCAAGUGCCAGUUGUCGAAAGCCUUACUUUGCGAAUUUAUGACUACAGACAAGUGCACGUUUUCGGUAUACUUGCGAGCCAUUUGCCAUUUUUGAACCAACUAUGCAUUGGCUCUCCAAACGAUGAAACAGAUGUUAAUUUCGUAAACGAAGUGUCAUCGAUUUUCCAAUUACUUGACACGUGGUUGCCAAUAUCAAAACACACUCUACAGACUCUUCAAGUGUAUCCCGGUAUUCGACUCGAACAGAAGCUAAUGCAAGUUGUUGAAGGCUGCUGUAGUCUGAAAUGUCUAUUGCUAUCUAGGGUUGAACUUGAACCAAGACCAUGGAGUCUUCCUGUGGUUCGAUCUUUUGAGUGGGAUGGAUUGGGAAUGGCUUUUAUCGACUCGGACAUAUGUCUUAUGCGUCGUCUCUUCCGGCAUUUUCCCAACGUUAUAGAAGUGGUUUUUAAGCGUACGCCAUGGGAAGUAGUGGAAGCGUUGUUGACAAUGGCCUUUGAAAUCAAACGAGAAACACCGGCCCGACGCGUUGCUUCGAAAAGAAAGUCUGAUUCGCCGGCGCCAAUGCACACGCCACCAUCAAGUCGUUUUGGUUCGAUCGGUAAAGGAUUAAUGAGGCUAGGCACUGAGGCUUACAAACUUCUAAGUCCAGGGAGCAAAAAAGUUGAGACUCCAUCACCGAGCAAUUGUUCAACACCGGAAAACCAUUAUACGUUUACGUUGAUCGAUGGUCUAUUGAGGAGUUGGUCAAAAGGAUUGAAAAUUCCAAUAAAACAUUCAUCACCAGCGCUUCGCGGAAAGUUGAGUUGCUUGAUGAUCGAAAGUAAACGGCACCAGACAAUAAUUUGGCUACGCGUCUCGGAAGCUACUUGUGAUGUCUGCAAGAAGAAUAUAGCUUUGCAACAGGAAUCGAAAGUGGAA